GCCCAGACUUGAACGACUCCGUUGCCCACGCCGGGAUCGCCGAUUCAAUCUCCCCUGCGAUCCCCUGUCUCCACCCAACCGAUGACCCCCAGGCCGGACUGCUUGUUUGAAUCUCUACAAUGGCGCAACUAUUGACGCCUCGGCAGGCUGACGAGCUACAUCGGGCCCUCAUCGCCUACCUGACCUCCAACAACCUCACCAGCACCGCGGCUGCUCUGCGAGCCGAGAUUGGUCUGGGGGAAGAUGUCUUCGACACUGCGACAGCCAAGAAAUACGAGGGUCUUUUAGAAAAGAAAUGGACCAGUGUUGUCCGGUUACAGAAGAAGAUAAUGGACCUUGAAGCGCGCAAUGCCGCUCUUCAGUCAGAACUUGAUAACGCCACGCCAACGUCACGGCAAAACAAGGAUCCGGUUAACUGGCUGCCAAAGUCGCCCGCACGACACACGCUUCAGUCCCACCGAAACCCCAUUACAUGCGUCGCUUUCCAUCCUGUGUUUUCAUCGCUAGCUUCUGGCUCCGAGGACCAGACGAUCAAGAUUUGGGACUGGGAGCUGGGGGAGCUGGAGCGAACGAUCAAGGGCCACACCAAAGCGGUCUUGGACGUCGAUUUCGGAGGACCCCGCGGAAACACACUCCUCGCGUCGUGCAGUUCGGAUCUCACCAUCAAGCUGUGGGAUCCGUCCGACGACUACAAAAAUAUUCGCACAUUGCCCGGCCACGACCACAGUGUCAGUGCUGUUCGGUUCAUCCCGUCCGGAGUCGCCGGCGGCUCCAGCAACCUGCUGGUUAGCGCGAGCCGAGACAAGACAUUGAGAAUAUGGGAUGUGACCACGGGGUACUGUGUCAAGACACUAAGGGGCCAUGCGGAAUGGGUGCGUGAUGUCUGUCCGUCCAUCGACGGCAAAUUUAUCCUCUCCACGAGCGACGACUACACGGGCCGGCUGUGGGACGUGUCGGUCGCGAACCCCGAACCGAAGGCAACGCUUAUCGGCCACGAGCACGUCGUUCUCUGCUGCGCGAUCGCACCAGCAGCCUCCUACCCCCACCUCGCCGCCAUCGCAGGUGUCAAAAAGCCGCCGGCCACGAGCGCGGUAGAGUUUAUGGCAACCGGUUCGAGAGACAAGACCAUCCGGCUCUGGGAUGCGCGGGGAACAUGCAUCAAGAUAUUGGUUGGGCAUGACAAUUGGGUACGGGGCCUCGUCUUCCAUCCGGGCGGCAAGUACCUGCUCUCCGUUUCCGACGACUACACCUUGAGGUGCUGGGACCUCGCCCAAGAAGGCCGAUGCGUCAAGACAAUAUCGGAUGCUCACGGCCACUUUGUGCAAUGCAUCCGAUGGGCACCUUCCGUGGUGAAAGACGUCCCCGUGGCCAACGGGAGCGACGGGCAAGGCGGGGAAGCCAAUGGAACGCCCAAGAAGACGGCUGCCGCUGCGACCGGAGAGGCACAGAUCCGCUGCGUCAUCGCGACUGGCAGCGUGGACCUUAAUGUGCGGAUUUUCGCCAAUUAGGGACCGCAGCCGGCGGUGAAUUCGGCGGCGCACAAGACCGGCCGCAGGCGGGCAAUACGCCUGGGGGAAGCACAAUGCCAAUGCCGCAGGGCGGUGCUCCUCGGCAAGCCUUGGCCGCGGAGUGUUGUCCAUGCUGAGAGUUGAGGGAUUCCGGGAGUUCAAGUGAGCCAGAGCACCCGCCAAUGUCCCGGGGGCACAUCGAACUGCUCGCUGCCCCAGAAGAACUGCCAGACCGGCAUCGGCGCGGUA
Molecule: messenger RNA, 1757 nt
Organism: Thermothielavioides terrestris NRRL 8126
Lineage: Eukaryota; Fungi; Ascomycota; Sordariomycetes; Sordariales; Chaetomiaceae
Exons: 4
Coding region: 120-1508 (462 amino acids)
Biological process (GO): vesicle transport along microtubule; nuclear migration; microtubule organizing center organization
Cellular component (GO): kinetochore; microtubule associated complex; nuclear envelope
Molecular function (GO): microtubule plus-end binding; dynein complex binding
Source: RefSeq, a predicted model, not a curated record